Messenger RNA from Tripterygium wilfordii, 1531 nucleotides. RefSeq names its product protein ELF4-LIKE 3-like. The record is from RefSeq and is a predicted model, not a curated record. NCBI's taxonomy places the organism in Eukaryota, Viridiplantae, Streptophyta, Magnoliopsida, Celastrales, Celastraceae. Gene Ontology annotation, biological process: entrainment of circadian clock; positive regulation of circadian rhythm. The coding region runs from base 387 to 731 and encodes 114 amino acids. The transcript has 3 exons.
UUUUGUGAGAGAAGAAAAUAAAGCUUUGGACACACAGAGGGGUCCGAGCGUGACUGUCAAAUCUACAUGUUCUCUCUCUGUUGCUCUCUAAAAUUCUCGUAAUUCUGCGCUGAGCUUCUUCCGGAGAUUCGAUUCGCAGUCCCCGAUCUUAUCCAGUGCUUUCUCGGCUUCCGCUCUUAAAUCUUUAUCUUCCCUCGAAGGAUAUAAUGUUCCAGAUUUUGAAGGUUGGUGAUAAUAAUGCUGUCUCUGCAGUAGGCAGUAGCAGGACCCUUGUUGCCUCAUCGUCUCUGCUAGUUUCUUGGGGUUUUUGAGAUUCUUCCUUGAAACUGAGUUUUAGGACUGGUUCUCAUUUGAUAGGCUUUUCUGACUCAAAGAAGAGAGAGUAUAUGGAGGGUGAGGCAUUUUCAGGGCUUGCCAAUGGUACCCAUAUUGAUGGCAAGAUCCUUCAGACAUUCCACAAGAAUUUUGAUCAAGUCCAAAACAUUUUGGAUCAGAAUAGGCUGCUCAUCAAUGAAAUAAACCAGAAUCAUGAAUCCAAGAUCCCUGACAAUCUCAGCAGAAAUGUGGGUCUGAUCAGGGAGCUCAACAAUAACAUCAGAAGAGUUGUUGACCUGUAUGCUGACCUAUCCAGCUCCUUCACCAAGUCUAUGGAUGGUUCUUCCGAGGGUGAUUCUAGUGGUGCUUUGAGAUCUGGUGGAAAAGGAGGCCACAAGAGAAAUAGGCCUGCAUAGACAGAAUUUCUGGUUCUUGAUUCUUUUUCUUUCAUGUUGGCAAGUAGGUUUUACAAAUGUCUUGAGGCAAAGUUGAACAUGGUUAGAUUCUGAGACCUUUUUGUAUCUGUGAGUACUUUCUCUAGUUGGCUCCCUGCUCCUCCUUCACUCUUAGAGAAAUAAUCCCCCAAAAAAUUCCAAUCUCAUUGUAAGUCUGCACAACUGUGGAUCUAAUUGAAAUCAAGCAUGUCUGUCUCAUCUGUUCAUUCCAUUCUGCUCCUGUUCUUCACAAUGACUGAUGGAUAAUAAAACUUCGACUUUUUCCUUCUCAGCUUUUUAAUUUCGUUGCCUGUGUAGUACAGUGAUUUCACCCAGAUUAUCUUUCAGUUUUGGCCAAAUUCAGUACCCUUUUUGAUUCCAUAAUAAAAAGAGAUUUCCAGCCUCUCCUAACCUUUUCUGUUUGGCCAAAAGGAUGAAUGAUAUCUACUGUUACUCCUUUACAUACUUUUACUUGUCAGUCUCCUUUUGUGAAUGGAUUUCAUCAUCAACUUUUGAUUGAAACUCUUCAUAAUUAUCCCUUUAUUCCCUUUUCAACCUAAGAGCAAUAGCAAAUUAGCAAUCUUGUUCUGGGACUUGGGGUAGAAAACUGUGGUGAAGUGUUGCAGCUAAUUGUUCUUGUCCUGUAUUACUGUAAUAUGAACUAAAAAGCUCCAUUGAUUGAUGAUCAAUGCUGCUGCUUUUGUUUAUGUAUUUGGGGAGUAGUCUUGUGUAUUGUGUAAACAAUAUAUGCAUUACUCUCUCUGAAGAUGUCCUGAAAGCAA